ACAGUCUGCAAAAUUCCACUGUCUGACAUGAUAUCUGAUCAGUUUAACUGUGCGGCAGGGGCACCAAUCCCUGAAAGAUUGAUCUGCAACAAUAUCGCAGACUGUAUCGAUGGAUCUGACGAAUUGCCACAAGUAUGUGAAAAUAAUCCAGGGGAACUGGAGAAACGCUUUCGGGGAAAUUGUACUGGGGAGACGGAUAUCGAGUGCCUUCCUGGGGAAUGUGUGUCGAAUUCGGCAAAGUGUAAUAAUGUGGUCGACUGCUCCAACGGUCGGGAUGAAUCGUUGGAGGUCUGUAUGCAAUACUGCACAGACAACAAAUGCUUCCAGUGCGCCAACGGAGUUUUGGUGGACAGCAAGCAUCUGUGCGAUAACAAGAUGGAUUGCUUAGAUGGAUCCGACGAGUUGUUCAAUGUUUGUGAUGGAGCAAUUAACUGGACAAAGCUGCCUCCUGCGGUCUGCUAUGAGACAUUGGAACUCAGGUUCACCAACAGGACCAUCUUCCAAAUGAAAAACUCCCAACGCUUCGUGUAUGCCAAUCAACCGGCGGAAGUUCAAUGUUGGAACUCUGAACGAAAGACCUGGAAUGUGUGCAUGAGCAAUGGGUUUUGGCGAGAUGAAUUCCCACUGUGCGUGAAAAAACUGAUCAACAGGAACCCCAAAACGAAUGGCACUUAUGGCUGUCCUAUAAAUUGGUAUAACAACGAAACAAUGGUUAUUUGGGACGAAGAUAAGGAAAUCUCAGUCUUACCGCCUAUUCAAGCCUCAAGAGUGACGUUCAAAUGCAAAGAUGAUUUAACUUUUUUGCCAUACGAGUUCAAGGACGUUCCGAUUACAUGCCAGUCAAAUAAAACGUGGAUCGAAAAGGACUUUCACCCCCGCUGUACAAAACACUGCAGUCCAGAGCAGAUCUCAGAGAUGUACAGCCUUACACCGAGAUGCUACAAUGGGGAGAGUGGAUCACCGUUUAACUGCCGAGACAAGUACUCACUGAUUCCAGAUACCCACGUCAAAUUCGAAUGUGCCAGUGGAUUUACGCACAAGGCCUCGGAGCCGAUGUCGGUGAAGUGCACCGAGGAUGGAGAGUGGGAGGGUCUUAGGGACUUGUGUGAAAAGCAAGAUAAACUGUGUAACUACGAGUGCAAUCACAGACUCAAUUACUCCGAGAUAACAUUAAGUAAAGGAGGAGAUCCAACGGACUCGCUAAGAGCCUCCUGGGUAGUACCCAUUUACAAGUUGAACAGCACGACAAUCAAGUUCGAAUUUGCUUGUACCGGAAAUUUGAUUCGUCUGGAUAUCGUACUGACCGCGGCCCACUGCAUGAAUGACCGUGAAUACAAACCUGACGACUUUCUAGUUGGUCCCUCUGGCAACCGAUCCUCAUUGGUCGUUGACCGCGAGCACCUGCAUAAGGUUAGAAGGCUAGACGUAUACGGCGCCUACAACAGGGUCAACCAUGUGUAUGAUAUUGGGAUUAUAUUCCUGGAAAAGCGAAUGGAUUUCAGGCAAGAUCAAAGGAUCGUCUGCCUGCCGUAUAACAUAGGUUCCCACUUGGAUUUAAAGGGUGAUGCUAUGAUAACGUCCUGGAACUCCCAUGGCCACCUGUCGACAGUUUAUGGCCGGUUAAGCAAACCCAAGAAUGGUGACCUAAACGUGGUCUUAAAUGAUGAAUACACUCUGUGCAAGGGCGACAGUGGUAGCGGAGUUAUCACGACUUGCGGCUUGGACAAUCACAAGUGCCUGGUGGCUGUGAUUAGUCGAAAUGUGGGAUCUGGCGACCAUGGUACAUUUUGUAGUAAUAACGUUACUGCGGCCUCUCUCAUAUCGCCACACUUGGAGGACUAUAUCCAGCAGCUUAUCCGCAAUAAUAUAAACUGUCCGGAAUAACGGAAUUAUAAAAUUUCCUGCUUUGGAAAACUGUUAAAAGUUCAAAAUUAGUUUUGAAAUAAUGGCUAAAAAUACAGGGACAGAUUGGUUUAAGAACGCGGUAGAUGUUUAUCGAUG
Molecule: messenger RNA, 2001 nt
Organism: Drosophila eugracilis
Lineage: Eukaryota; Metazoa; Arthropoda; Insecta; Diptera; Drosophilidae
Product: modular serine protease-like
Exons: 4
Coding region: 28-1884 (618 amino acids)
Biological process (GO): proteolysis
Cellular component (GO): plasma membrane
Molecular function (GO): serine-type endopeptidase activity; protein binding
Source: RefSeq, a predicted model, not a curated record